AUGCAUAACAUUAUAAUAUUUGUCGUACUGUUCUCGACUGGGGUGUUAGGCAACAUCCCCGAUUGGUAUCCUGAAAAUCCUACCGAAAUCGAAAAGCAAUGCAUGCAACAAUAUCCGAUUAGUGAUGAAGCUAAAACUGAAAUCCGUAACUUCAAACUCGUCGAUGAUCCAAAUAUGAAACCCCUUUUGUUGUGUGUGGCCAAUGGCCAAAAUGUUUAUACAUCUGAGACGGAUCUUGACCCGGAACGUAUAGCAUAUAGUAUAUAUCGUAGUUUACAUUUAGAAUGUGCUUUGGAAUUGGUCCGUGAGUGUUUGGGAAGUCACAAGGAGCACAGUGUGAAUGGCAAUCAUGAAGAUUUCAUGUACUUAAGUUUGGAAUGCAUUUUCGGUGGUGCUCCGGGAAAAUGUACUAAUGUGGAAUGA
This is a messenger RNA of Musca vetustissima, 423 nucleotides long. RefSeq lists its product as uncharacterized. Gene Ontology annotation, molecular function: odorant binding. The transcript is spliced from 2 exons. The record is from RefSeq and is a predicted model, not a curated record. The coding region runs from base 1 to 423 and encodes 140 amino acids. Lineage: Eukaryota; Metazoa; Arthropoda; Insecta; Diptera; Muscidae.